GCCGCUGCUUCCUCUUCCGGUUUCUGUCACUUCUCCACGACCACCGUCGAGCAGCCAGUGGAAGCAGGAUAAGUUACACGGAUGCUAUGAAGGCUAUUAUUCUAGCUGCUGGCUACGGCACAAGACUCAAUCGUGAUCUGCAGAAUGAUAAUAGUGGAGAUUUCAAGCAUCUCUAUGGCAUCCCUAAGCCCCUUUUACCAGUAGGAGAUCAACCACUCAUCAGUCAUUGGAUGACGGCGAUAAAUACGAUCAAGUUCAUCGACGCAGUUUAUGUUAUUACUAAUGAUCUCUAUUAUGCAAAAUUUGAAGAUUGGGCAAAGGUGUUCCAACUAGUCACAGUCCUAAAUGAUGGAACAACAAGCAAUGAGAAACGUUUAGGUGCAAUUGCUUGUCUUCAGCUUGUCAUUACUCAGUUUAACAUCGAUGAUCAUAUAUUGGUUAUUGGCGGGGAUACAUUAUUCUAUGAGGACUUCAUUCUUUCGGAUAUCCUUGAAAAAUUUGCUGACCUGCAGAAUAUUAACUGUGAAAGCAGUUUGGUGUUGUCAUACCCAUGCAAAGAUGAAGAAACCACAAAAUUUGGCAUCUUAGAAAUAAAUGAAAAGUUGCAAGUCACUGGAUUUAAAGAAAAACCCAGCUCUACUGAAACAACAUCUCGCAAUGCAUGCCCAUGUUUUUACAUAUAUUCAAAAAAUACAGUUCCAUUGAUUGCAAAAUUUCUUCAAGAGAAACAAAAUUCACCGCUGGAAGAGAGAGAUGCGCCUGGAAAAUUUUUGCUUUGGCUCUACACAAGGAAACCAGUGUUUGUCCAUCACGUAUGUGGCCGAUUUGAUGUUGGAAAUCUUCCAUCGUACAUUGAAUGUACUAAGUAUUUCCAGAAGUCUUGUGGUGCAAUCUGAUUGUAAAGUUAUUAGUCAUUCCAAUUAAGUUCUUUUUAAACUUGUGACUACUUCUUUUGUUAUUGUUAAUAGAGAAUAUGGUCUGGCACCAAACAUUUAAUGAAGCCUUCCAAUUACAUGUUCUGAAUUAUUGUUUAAACUAAAUGUUAUCAUUGUAGUACUGAGCAACUACAAACCAGAAAUACACUUUUGUAGAUUUCUCACCUUAGUUAAACUUAAAGGAAUGCAUUUUUUCUCAGUUGAACAGUGAUAGAAUGUCAGAAGAAUGAUGAAACAUUCUCAGCUUUUAAAAAUUUUCCAUAAAAUUUCUUAAGUCUUUAUAUAAUUUUUUACUCUUUUUGAAUGGUGCAAUGAAAAUGUAUUUGUAAAUUAUAAACCUUCAGGCAAUUUUUUUGGAGAACAUGAAGUGAUAAAAGAACUUUUACUGCAUUUGCAAUCAAGUAUAGAGCUCAUGUCGGGAGAAUUAAUCUAUUCCAGUCCUACAAAAGCCAGUGUCUUCCUCUGGGAUGUACUUUCUAUUAUGCACAUGAUUAUAAAAACUGAAAUUAUUACUCUAAUUGUUGAUGUUACUUUGGAACAGAUUCCAUACUGACAUUAAAAAUGAACUUAAUAAAAUGAAAUUCAGAUUAUUUAGGUAGAGUUGACUGGAAGACUUAUAGAACUGAGGCAUAUUGAUAGAAUUUCAAACAACCUUUUAUAUCAGACAAAUAAUAAGAUUUAUAUUUAUAAUUUGCUGACAGUGAACUGUAUAUUGUUGAAAGUAACCAUGCACGACUAUCACCAGUAUUUUGUUUUAAUAAAAUAAUAUGCAUUUUAUAACUACAAAGAGAGAUUUGUAUUUUGUAGGGAUGCUUAAUAUAUUCAGGACAACUUAAGAGGUGCCAAUUUUCAUGUAAUUUUUUUGCAAUCAGAUAAAUCGGUAGCACAACAUUCAUGCUGUCUGCUCUUUUAUCCUUUAGUAUCCAUUUAAAAUUGAUGGGAAACAACGUGAUGCAAAUGAUCUUGAAAAUGUUAGUUUAAUAUUUUAAAUUUCCAAAACUCUAGACCAUAAUUAUUGGAAUAGUUUGAUUAUUUUUAUGAACAUUAAUUAGUUAGCAAUUCCUACCUGCAGCUCUUUUACUAGUAAAGUGCUAUUGACACUAUAUUUUUUUAAACUACUAGCUAUAAAGCCACAAUUACUGAAAAUGCUUUUAUUAUAUCUGAGUCAGAGCCUUUCUCAGAUAUUCUACCUUAUUCAAAAAUAACAGAAAAUAUUUCAUAGUACAGUAUUUCCAUUUUCUUUUGAUGGAUUAAGAAUUUGAAAGAUAGAGGUUACAAUAUUGUGUCCUUAUCUUAAGAUUAUCUUCUGAGCAGAUUUAUAGAAUUACUACCAUUAAAUUUUAAAUGCACUGGCUCAUAUUUUGAGGAAACUGCUAAGUGACAUCACUUGCCACAGAACUCGGGGGGGGGGGGGGGGGGGAGAAAAA
Hypanus sabinus (Atlantic stingray) is the source of this 2362-nucleotide messenger RNA. RefSeq lists its product as uncharacterized. The transcript has 9 exons. Gene Ontology annotation, biological process: biosynthetic process. The coding region runs from base 87 to 896 and encodes 269 amino acids. The record is from RefSeq and is a predicted model, not a curated record. NCBI's taxonomy places the organism in Eukaryota, Metazoa, Chordata, Chondrichthyes, Myliobatiformes, Dasyatidae.